AUGGAAAACGAGCCUAAUAGUCCAACAGUAGUUAGCAACGGUCUGCCCGGCAUCCAAGCCCUCCUCAGUCCUUCGAGCCAGCUUCCAAGGUUGGAUGAAGACCAGCUUAAGUGCCUAGAGUCCAACUUCCAGAAAAAUCGUAAUCCUUCUGAUCUUGACAUCGCCAUCAUUGCGGCUGAAGUUGGAUUGGAAGAAACACCGGUCAGG
Messenger RNA from Candidula unifasciata, 207 nucleotides. NCBI's taxonomy places the organism in Eukaryota, Metazoa, Mollusca, Gastropoda, Stylommatophora, Geomitridae. The record is from the annotation of a GenBank genome assembly.